Messenger RNA from Homalodisca vitripennis (glassy-winged sharpshooter), 1433 nucleotides. Its product is annotated as DNA mismatch repair protein Mlh1-like. Gene Ontology annotation, molecular function: ATP-dependent DNA damage sensor activity; mismatched DNA binding; ATP hydrolysis activity. Gene Ontology annotation, cellular component: MutLalpha complex. NCBI's taxonomy places the organism in Eukaryota, Metazoa, Arthropoda, Insecta, Hemiptera, Cicadellidae. Gene Ontology annotation, biological process: mismatch repair. The record is from RefSeq and is a predicted model, not a curated record.
AGCAUCUUAUGAAGAUGGAAAAUUGAAGGGUCCAGUGAAAGCUUGUGCGGGAAACCAAGGGACUCAGAUCCAUGUGGAGGACUUGUUCUUUAACAUCUCAACUCGCAGGAAAGCUCUCAAAAGUCCCUCUGAGGAACAUGCCCGAGUGUUAGAUGUGGUUAGCCGCUACGCAGUUCACAAUCCACAUGUUGGAUUUACGCUCAAGAAGCAUGGAGAGGGCCUAGUAGAUCUCAGAACGGAGCCUGAGUCAAGUCAUACUGAUAACAUUCGUGUUAUUUACGGCAAUAACAUCACCAGAGAAUUAUUAGAAAUAAAUACAGAAGAUGAAGGUCUCCAGUUAAAACUAAAAGGAUAUAUUACAAAUGUAAAUUUUUCUACCAAGAAGGCGAUCUUUCUUCUGUUCAUCAACAACAGACUGGUUGAUUCAUCAGCAAUUCGUAAAUCCUUGGACAAUGUUUAUGGACUGUAUCUACCUAAAGGAUCCCAUCCUUUUAUAUAUUUGAGUCUGUUUAUGAAUCCUCGGAACUUGGAUGUCAAUGUCCAUCCAACAAAACACGAGGUCAAUUUUCUACACGAGGAAGCAGUAGUGGAGAGGAUAAAACAGGAAGUUGAAAAACUGCUCGCAGGAGCGAACACUUCUCGUACAUUUUUUUACUCAGAACUAGUGUUUUUAAAUCUACGACGAGAAAUAGAGCAAGACGUUCACGUUGGACUAAGAGAGAUUCUAUCCAACUUAAUUUUCGUUGGAUGUGUCGAUCAAGAGCGUGCCUUAAUUCAACAUGACACUAAUCUUUAUAUGUGUAAUACACGUUUGCUUGCAGAAGAAAUGUUCUAUCAAAUCUUGCUAUAUGAAUUUGGCAACUUCGGAGUCAUCAAAUUUAAGGAAAGCCUGCCACUGAUGGAAGUAUGUGAACUCGCCUUGGACUGUCCAGAGGCUAGCUGGAAGCCAGAAUACGGCACUAAGACUCAACUGGCUGCUGAUGCCACGGAACUGCUAGUCUCCAAGGCUGUCAUGCUCAAAGACUAUUUUUCCAUCGACAUUGAUGGCCAUGCCAUGCUGCUUACCAUUCCAUUACUUUUAGUUAAUUAUGUACCUGACUUUGGGCAGUUGCCAGUUUAUAUUUUGAGACUUGCAAGUGAAGUAAACUGGACAGAUGAACAGCUGUGUUUCCAGACGUUCUGUCGUGAGACGGCCAAAUUCUACAGCAAACUACGCCCCUCGGUUGACUCCAAAAACGAAGAAUGGCAGUGGUCUGUGGAACAUGUGAUAUAUCCAACACUGAAAGCAAGUUUCCUUCCUCCGAGAAAAUUUGCAGAGGACAAAACAAUUGUCCAAAUUGCUUCUUUACCUGAAUUGUAUAAAGUAUUUGAAAGAUGUUAAUGUUAAAGAUAUAUUUCCAAGUGUAAAUAAAUAUAAAUCUUUAGAAGUAAAA